Molecule: messenger RNA, 1511 nt
Organism: Zophobas morio
Lineage: Eukaryota; Metazoa; Arthropoda; Insecta; Coleoptera; Tenebrionidae
Product: uridine-cytidine kinase-like 1
Exons: 20
Coding region: 70-1503 (477 amino acids)
Cellular component (GO): cytoplasm
Molecular function (GO): kinase activity; ATP binding
Source: RefSeq, a predicted model, not a curated record
AAGACCGCAUGGUGUUGCGUUGAGCCAGUGAAGCAAGAAGUGGAUGUUAGCGGACACACAUCGCAAGAGAUGUCCAGCGGUAACACUCCUACUUUAACUUUAAAAGAGAAGAAAAUAAUUUCUAGCAGCGGUCGGAAAAUAAUAUUUACCGCUGGGAGACCCCCGUGGUACAACCAUGUUGGAGAGGUUUGCUCUCCCUUUUUGAUAGGAAUUACUGGCGGAAGUGCUUCCGGGAAAACAACAGUGGCAACGUCCAUUAUUCAAGAGCUCGGUGUUCCGUGGGUUGUGCUUAUGUCUAUGGAUUCUUUUUAUAGAGAAUUAACCCCUAACGAGAAAAUUUUAGCGGAAGAAAACAAUUACGAUUUUGAUCAUCCGAAUGCUUUUGAUUUUGAUCUUUGCUAUGACGUUCUUAGAAAAUUGAAAUCUGGUAAAGGAGUCGAACUUCCGAUUUAUGAUUUCAAAACUCAUUCAAGAUCUAAAGAAACUCAGAAACUUUACGGGGCAAACGUUAUAAUCUUUGAAGGCAUCUUAUCUUUUUAUUCAAAAAAAAUAAGAGAUUUGAUGGAUAUGCUUAUUUUCGUCGAUACCGAUUCUGAUAUUCGUUUAGCCCGACGAUUGAAAAGAGACAUUACCGAGCGCGGUCGAGAUAUACACGGCGUUAUUAAACAAUACAAUCGUUUUGUAAAACCGGCUUUUGACGAAUUUAUAUUUCCAGCCAUAAAAUAUGCGCACAUGGUUGUUCCUCGUGGCGCUGAGAAUGUUGUUGCUAUUGAUCUGAUAGUGAAACAGGUGCAACGGCAGAUGCGAAGUAGAGGAUUUAAUUUCAGGGAGCAACUGUUAAACGCUCAUCAAAAUAAAACGUCUCCGAAUAGUUUAUUUUUACUUCCGGAAACGAAGCAAAUAAAGGGGCUUCACACGAUUAUACGGAACAAAGAAACACCACGUGACGACUUUGUGUUCUACUCUAACAGACUGAUGCGAUUGGCUGCUGAGUUUUGUUUAAGCUUACUUCCGUACCGAACAAAAGUUGUUGUAACCAAUCGCGGAAGAGAGUUUUCUGGACUUAAACUGACUGAAAAGCUUUGCGGAGUUUCUAUUAUUCGGGCUGGUGUUACUAUGGAGUCCUCCCUGCGAGCUAUAUGCAAGGAUAUUCCUAUAGGAAAAGUAUUAAUUCAAACCGAUCCUGUAACUGAGGAACCCGCUCUUCAUUAUCUUUGCUUGCCGAAAAAUAUAAAAGAUAAAAACGUUAUUCUACUGGAUCCCACAAUCGCUACAGGAGCCGCAGCAUUAAUGGCCAUCAGAAUUUUAUUAGAUCACGAUGUUAAAGAAGAGAAUAUAAUAUUUUUAAGCAUCAUCGCUGCGCCAGCCGGCAUCCACUCCGUUGCUUAUGCAUUUUCGAAAGUAAAAAUUGUGACGACUGCGGUGGAUGAAUAUGUUAAUGAAAAGUUUCAUAUUAUUCCCGGUUUAGGAAAUUUCGGUGACAGAUUUUUAGGGACGGAGUGAAAUUUAUA